This is a messenger RNA of Cuculus canorus (common cuckoo), 2231 nucleotides long. Its product is annotated as latent-transforming growth factor beta-binding protein 4. The transcript is spliced from 14 exons. Gene Ontology annotation, biological process: innate immune response; antibacterial humoral response. Lineage: Eukaryota; Metazoa; Chordata; Aves; Cuculiformes; Cuculidae. Gene Ontology annotation, molecular function: peptidase inhibitor activity. Gene Ontology annotation, cellular component: extracellular region. The record is from RefSeq and is a predicted model, not a curated record. Bases 104 to 2104 code for a protein of 666 amino acids.
CCAACAGCCCCGUUUCAGCUACCCCGCUACCCGGGCACCCCUGACAGAGGCUUCAGACGUGACCCGGCUCAGCUCCCACACGUGUUUUGUCCCAGGCGGCACCAUGAGGCUGGCGAUUUUUCUGCUCCUGGGGCUCCUCAUCCUCAGGGCAGAGCCGGACACUGCACCAGAGGAGAAAGGCGGAGAGCUGCAGAAGCCGGGGAGGUGCCCACGGGACUUCACACGCUGCCUGCGCCUUGAGCCCCCGCUCUGUGCCAAAGACUCCAGCUGUCCUAGCCGGCACAAGUGCUGCUUCUGGGAGUGCCGGUUGCGCUGUACCCCACCGGCAGAAGAGAAACCCGGUGUGUGCCCGGCAGCAGCUCCUGAGGGGCUUUUCUACCCCUGCUCCUUCCCCUGCCUGGAGGACAAGGAUUGCCUGGGGGCACAGAAAUGCUGCGCGCUGGGCUGUGGCGCUGCCUGCCUGGAGCCCGUGCAGGACCAACCCAAACCUGAGGAGUGCCCCACGGCACAGCCAGGGUCAGCAGGGCCAUGCUGGGAGCGAUGCCGAGGUGACAGUGACUGUCCUGACAAGCAGAAAUGCUGCAACAGCAGCUGUGGCCACCAGUGCUUGCCGGCAGCUGCAGGUGAGGAUGCCAGCGCUGCACCAGCCACCCCGCAACUGCGCCACCAGCAGCAAUGCCGUCAGGACCAGGACUGUCCUCAGCCUGAAGUGUGCUGUCACCAGCACUGCAGCCAGGAAUGCCACGCGCACAGCCAAGAGGCCCCCACAGUCACGCCAGCCCAGCAGCAGGGGACGAGGUGCAGGAGCAACAGGGACUGUGGCAGCCGGGAGAUGUGCUGCGGCGGCCGGUGUGCAGGGUCCUGCGGAGCUGAGCUACAAGACAAAGCCGGCUUCUGCCCGGCCCACGCCGGGCUGUUCCCCAGCUACGACUGCAGAGCCUGGUGCCAGCACGACACUGAGUGCCCCGGCGAGCAGAAAUGCUGCCUGCGUGGCUGCGACUACAUCUGCCUGCCCCCGUCCCAAGAGAAACCCGGGAUCUGUCCCCUGGCUGCAGAGGCGCUGGCUGCCACAGGCUCCUGCGGCACCGCCUGCGCCGAGGACUGGCAAUGCCCAGGGGCUGAGAAGUGCUGCAACAGCACAUGUGGCCGCGUGUGCUCAACACCUGAACAAGACAAACCUGGAGAGUGCCCGAAGGUGAGGCUGCAGCAGAUGCUGGAGCCAUGCAUGGAGGAGGAUUCCUGCACCCACGACAGGGACUGUCCCCGGCAGGAGAAGUGCUGCUUCUCUGGCUGCGCCAUGCGCUGCACCCGCCCUGCCCGAGAGCACCCCGGGGAGUGCCCACGCACACAGCCCUGCUGGGACCCCCGGCGCAGGCGCAGGAACCAGUGCCUGGAUGACAGCGUCUGCCAGCGAGAGGAGAAGUGCUGCGACACAGGCUGCGGCUGGGCAUGCACGACUGUGCCCAAAGGUACAGGAGAAGCCUCUCGGGGGGGAGAGCCAAGCCCCCAGGGCAGCUGGGUGACCACAGAUGACCGUGCCCCUGCAGAGAGCCGGGAUGGGGCCGGCAAACGCUGUGUGGAGGAGUGUGAGGCCGACUCACAGUGUCCUCAGGGACAGAGGUGCACCAGCAUUGGCUGCGGCCGCAUCUGCAUGGACAUCCCUGGAGCUAUGUCUUGCCUUGCAGGCAGAGAGGGAGUGUGCCCCAUCCCCAGGGAGAUGGGGACGUGCCUGGACCUGUGCAGCUUCGACGAGGAGUGUCCCUGGGGCCACAAGUGCUGCAGCAAUGGCUGCGGGCGCGUCUGCACGCCAGCCUCGCUGCAAGAACGUGGUGCCUCUCUUGCACCCCAGCACAGAGCCAAGCGGUGCAGGGAGGAGUGUGAGGCCAACUCACAGUGUCCCUGGGGACAGAGGUGCAUCCGUAUCGGCUGCAGCCACAUCUGCAUGGACAUCCCCAGAGGCAGAGAGGGAGUGUGCCCCACCCCCGGGGAGAUGGGGACGUGCCUGGACCUGUGCAACUUCGACGAGGACUGCCCCUGGGGUCACAAGUGCUGCAGCAACGGCUGCGGCCGCAUCUGCACACGGGUGCCUGGUGAUGCUGCAUGAUGGGAGAGCAGCAGCUCCACAGCACGAAGGCACCUUUUUGAAGGGACACGGGAUGGCCACAGGCCUCCGCUGGCCUAUCCCCUCUCCAUGACCUCCAGCAAUAAAGCAUGCACGUGGCUGCUUCCAG